GCCGAAGCACAAGGUGGCGGUAAUGCACCAGUGACUGGACGGUAGCCGCUGUUAGUAAUAACAGACAGAAGAAGAAAAGGCACAGCGAAAGCCAGGAUGUCUUGUAACAGCAGUGUAACCCAUGUCCAGCUGUCCACGUUGGGCAAAGCUGAACGCACCACAGUGCAUCUCAUGCCGUGUGAGAUUGAACACAAUGGUCCUGCCCAAGUCUCCCAGUACUUUUCAGCUACUACCAAAGAUCACCAACAAGACAAGACCGUGUCCUUCAGGGGGCGUGGCCUGCGGGGGGCGGAGCUCAGCUGCCCGCAGGGAUACACUGGCCUGGUACUGAAGGAGGUGAACCCCAACAGCUCGGACCAGGAGGACAGGACAGUGAAGGUGUCCUCCAUGUUUGACAAGCUGACCUACUGGAACCUGGAAACCCCUCCCAACUCCGAUGACAUGGUUGUCAUGGCGAUGGAUUGGCCUGAACUGGCUGAGGCUAUUCAUGGAGCUGUAGAAGAUUGAUUGGAGACGCCUUCUUCUUCCUCGGUCCCACUGGCAGAAGCACCGGUGCAGGUUAUCCUCCCACUCCAGCAAGCCAGAGAACGGAACGGUCGUCUGUGAAAGGAGCAUUCGAAGCAUGGCACAUCUCCCAAUGACAAACAUUCUUGUGUUACUGCGACACAAAUAACUACACAUAUUUCCUUAUCAUAUAUUUUACCUUUUGGGAGUGAAGGGUAGAUUUAAACGUUUAUUCACAAUAAUAAAAUGAACAUUAACAUA
Molecule: messenger RNA, 765 nt
Organism: Gadus macrocephalus (Pacific cod)
Lineage: Eukaryota; Metazoa; Chordata; Actinopteri; Gadiformes; Gadidae
Gene: rnaseh2c
Product: ribonuclease H2, subunit C
Exons: 5
Coding region: 97-507 (136 amino acids)
Biological process (GO): RNA catabolic process
Cellular component (GO): ribonuclease H2 complex
Source: RefSeq, a predicted model, not a curated record